Messenger RNA from Mytilus trossulus (common blue mussel), 1190 nucleotides. RefSeq lists its product as uncharacterized. Lineage: Eukaryota; Metazoa; Mollusca; Bivalvia; Mytilida; Mytilidae. The coding region runs from base 24 to 1190 and encodes 388 amino acids. The record is from RefSeq and is a predicted model, not a curated record. The transcript is spliced from 3 exons.
GGCAAAUUAAACAGAUACAUGUAAUGCCAUACACGCAACCACAGGAAAACUUCUUUAAGCUGUUUACAUUGGUAUAUCUUCAUGGAACAAAUAUAAGCCGUCAAUUAUUGCAGAUGUUCAUAGAUUCAAAACGUUUUACGUUCGAGGCAUUUAUAAACAAUCAUCAACAUGAACUAUAUCAUUUUUCAUCCAAUACACUUUGCUGUCAAUGCGAAAAGAACACUAUAUUGCCAAAAAAAUUGCUAUUAGAUAAAACACAAAUGCUUAUUAUUUUUGACAAAGAUUCCAUUCGCAUUGACAAACAUGAACAACAAAAACAAGGACUUUGUUGUUUGAAGGCCAACAAAAAUGUAAAACUGGAUGAUUUAGAUCUUACAUUCAUUCGAUUUUUUAUCGUUAAUUUUUGUUGUCAGAUAUUUUGGGAAUGUCAUUUACAAUAUGCCAAGAAGUGCAUCUCUGUGUUCCUAAAUGAUAAUGUACACAAGGUUUACCACUUAGCUUUUGCAAAUGUAUGUUGUUGUAAGUGCAAUAAUGACAGAGAUAUCUCUCAUCAACGACGAAUUACUGAAUCUCAGUUUGGGAUCAUUUUUGACACAGACGGUAAAACUUGUCAUCGAUAUUGUUCGUGCCAGUAUAGAAUAAAGGAAGGUAUCUCAUUAUCUUUACUGAUUGAUCAAGACAAAAAAUUGUAUACUGAAAUAACGAAGUACUUCUGUUCGUGUCAAAAGCAUUUUGAAGAUAUCAUUGCCAUUCGAAACGAAAUUGCACAUGCGUCGUUCGCGUUCAUCACCAAUGAUGAGAAAUUGUCGAAGCUUUGGACGGCAACAGCAAACAACAUACUUGCCAUAGCAAAUGUUUUAGGUGUGAAUGACAAAUAUGAACCACAAUUGCUAGAAUUAAAGGAGGAAUGCAGUCAUUCUUAUUAUCAGAAGUGUAUAAUAGAUUUGAUAAAAACAUCUGAACACUUUGAUCCGGCAAUCGUGCAAAGAAUUGACAAUUCAACUGAGGAAACAAAAUUUAGGGUUGUUAUGGCUUGUCUGGAGGAAUUCCUUAGUUCUGCCAGUAAUAGAAACGUGCAGAGCGUGGAAUUUGUAAAAAAUGAAGCUGUGUCUGAACAACACAUGUCCUAUUAUGUUAAUCAUAUUCAUAUAAUUUCACGGAAUCAGAUGGGUGAUCGACCACAAAAUUGA